AUUCUUGUUGGACAUUUCACGGAUCGUUGUUAGAUUGUUUCCUUAUAUUCGUUUUGUUUUAUUUAAACAAGAUUUGCCAUCAUGACUGCCCACGUGCUAGACGAUCCCACCGACAGCCAAAACCGCACCGCAACAAGAGCCAGCAGCUCUACAGAUGAGGUCCUCCCACUCCCCGUUUCUGAUAGUGACAAGCAAAAAGCGGAAACUGCAAAAGAAGCCGCCAACAAGUGCUUUGCGGCUAAAAAGUACGACGAGGCUGUGGAGCGAUAUACAGAGGCGAUAUCGCAUAACCCGAAUGUAGCUGCUUAUUAUGCGAAUCGAGCGUUUGCAUACAUUCGAUCCGAGUUCUACGGCGCAGCGAUUCAGGAUGCCGAUCGGGCGAUCUCACUGGACCCAUCCUACAUCAAGGGCUACUACCGCCGAGCCGUAGGGAACAUGGCAUUAGGCAAAGUAAAGGAAGCCGUCAAGGACUUUCGAGCCGUUUGUCGCGUAGCGCCAAAUGACACAGACGCACGCAAGAAGCUCAGUGAAUGCGAAAAAGAGCUCAAGCGCCGGACGUUUGAAGCAGCCAUCGCGUUCGAAGAUCGGAAGCGAUCUGCAGAGGAAUUGAUUGGGGAUGUGGAGAGUAUGGUCGUUGAGGCGAGCUAUGAUGGGCCAAGAUUGGGUGACGAAGGAGUAACGCUCGAAUUCGUGACACAACUGCUGGAACAUUUACGCCAACAAAAAAAGUUGCACAAAAAGUACCUUUAUACCAUCCUCCUGAAAGCCAAAAAGCUCUUUGAGGCUGAACCACCCAUUGUGGAUGUCACGGUGCCCUCUGGUGGUAAACUCACCAUCUGCGGAGACAUUCACGGCCAAUUCUACGAUCUCCUCCACGUGUUUGAUCUGAACGGUCUACCAUCACCUACGAACGCGUACCUAUGGAACGGCGAUUUCGUCGACCGUGGCUCGUUUAGCGUGGAGUGCGUUACGACGCUCUUUGCAUUCAAGCUCCUCUACCCCAACUCCAUAUUCCUAAGUCGCGGGAACCAUGAGACGGAUGAUAUGAAUAAGGUGUACGGGUUCGAAGGGGAGGUUAAGGCAAAAUACUCUGAGGCAGCGUUCAAGUUGUUCAGUGAGAUUUUCAAUGCGGUGCCGAUUGGAAAUGUGGUGAAUGAGAAGAUUUUGGUGGUACACGGAGGGUUAUUUAGUCGGGAUGAUGUGACGUUGGAUGAGCUCCGUCAAAUCGAUCGCUUCAAGCAACCUGGCUCCGAAGGUCUGAUGUGCGAGCUUUUGUGGUCUGACCCGCAACCCCUUCCAGGCCGAUCUCCCUCCAAACGUGGUGUAGGCAUCCAAUUUGGACCAGAUGUCACGAAAUCAUUCCUAGAAAGGAAUGGAUUGGAAGUCUUGAUUCGGAGUCAUGAAGUUAAGCAGGAAGGAUAUCAAGUGGAUCAUGAUGGGAAAUGUAUCACAAUUUUCAGUGCGCCGAAUUACUGCGAUAGUGUAGGGAACAAGGGGGCAUAUAUCCAUGUAACGCCAGAUCGCAAGCUCACCUAUCACCAGUUUGCGGCUGUAGAGCAUCCACCAGUACGUGCCAUGCAAUAUGCAGGCAUGUUUGGAAAUAUGAUGUAAUUUAUACCCAGCUGGGGAAAACGUUUUUGUAUAAUAUAUAUACUAUAAAAUUGCAGCAGAGUUUUUACGAAAAUAGAAAUAUCCAGUACAUGAACUGUCCA
Molecule: messenger RNA, 1712 nt
Organism: Spizellomyces punctatus DAOM BR117
Lineage: Eukaryota; Fungi; Chytridiomycota; Chytridiomycetes; Spizellomycetales; Spizellomycetaceae
Exons: 6
Coding region: 82-1611 (509 amino acids)
Cellular component (GO): nucleus; cytosol
Molecular function (GO): protein serine/threonine phosphatase activity; protein binding
Source: RefSeq, a predicted model, not a curated record